AUGGCCGACCCGCCCAGUAGUGCGGAAGGCGAUGCGGUAGUUACUGUAGAAGAUGCGGUCCCUUCCAAUGCCACAGCCCCUCUCGCCGACGCGGCGGCUGCUCCUGAUGGCGAGUUUCCCGCAAUGGCGGAGUCGCCGCAAGCCGCGCACAACAGCUCCCCCAGGAGAUGCGGGUGCACGCCGCCAUGCGGGUCCGCGGACUGCGACCGCAUGCUGUGUCUGCCGGGCGACCCGAAGCAGCAGCACCGGUGGCGCACUGCCUCUGAACUCAACACCUCCGCCGUUCCCAUGCCACUGCAGCCCAAAGAUCCCAUCAUCUCGCUCAACCAAUCCGCCGCCCCGCCCAACGAUUCUGCUCUUGCGGCCCCCGCGCCCGCCCCUGCGGUCCCGCCGACGCCGGCUGACGACCCCAUCCCCAUGCCCGAGCUGUCGAAUCUCACGCGCCCGUCGCAGGCGCGAUUCGAGGGGAGGGAGGGGGAGUGGGGGCAGUUCAACUGGACGGAGCUGUACCAGCAGAAGCAGACGGACCGAUACCACACGUGCGACACCCAAGGGUACGACUACGUGUACGUGCGACCCAACUUCACCGCCACCAUGUGGAAGGGCUGGGGCACCUCGCUCGCAUGGUGGGCGAACCAGGCGGGCGGGCUACCGGAGUGGUGCAUGGGGCGGCUGGUGGAGCUGGUGUUCCACGCGGACAGGGGGCUGGGGCUCUCCAUGGCGCGCUACGCCAUCCCGGGCGGCUUCAACGCCAUGUUCUCACCCGCCAUCGCGCGCACCAAGCACCCCAUGCGCGCCUUCAAAGAGGGCCCCCUCGCGCCCUACAACUGGUCGGCGGACGCGGGGCAGCGCAAGGUGAUGCUGGCGGCGAAGCAGCUGGGCGUGCAGCACUUUGAGGCCAUCUCGUACUCGCCGCCGUGGUGGAUGACCGUCAGUGGGGACACGGCGGGCAACGACCACGGCGACCCCAACAUGCGCCCGGAGCAGCGGGGGGCGUUCGUGCAGUACCUGGCGCUCGAGGGCUGGUGGCGCGCGGGCAGGAACCGCGAGGGGUGCUCGGUGAGUGUGAACGACGUGGACGUGGUGGUAGCGCUGCUGGCGGACGCGCUGCAGGCCAGUGGGCUGCCGACGCGCAUCUCGGUGGCGGACUCGUGGGUGGCGUACACGGUGCGCAGCAUCAAGUCGCCCACGGAGGCGCUGCGGCCCGAGACGUGGGAGAAGGUGGACCACAUCUGCGUGCACGGGUACCAGUCGAAACACUUCCCCGAGUCGUGGCAGAUCGGGCUGCAGUACAAAGACCUGCGCGAGUCGGCAGCGCGCAUAGGCAAGGAGGUGUGGCAGUCGGAGUGGGGCCCCAUUGACAUUUAUGGCACGGACCUGCAGCUGGCCAUGUACAUGGCGCGUACCGUCAUGGAGCACAUCAACAUCAUGGGGGUGGCCGCCUGGUACUACUGGAUGGCCGUGGAACCAAACACCCACGGGUGGGGGCUCCUCCGGUUUAAGGGGGAGUGCGGAGAGAGCGUGGAGAGCAUGAAGCUGGUAUUCAGCAAGCAGUACUACGUGAUGAAGCACCUCACUCGCGCGGUGCCCCCGGAGUCACGCAUUGUGCGCAUGGUGACCAAGUGCGAGCACGGGGUGGUGGCGGCGUACAGCCCCCGGCACAAGCGCCUGACCAUCCUGGUGACCAACCAGUCGUUCAAGGACUUCCUGCUCACCCUCCGCGUGCAGGACUUCCUCUCCGCUGACCACUCGGUGCCUGUGCUCGUGCACGUGCACCGCACGUCAAUUAAGGAGGACUACGAGAUGAUCGACCAGAUGAACGUGCAAGUGCCGGAUAACGCCACGUCCCACUCCACUGACAUCACCAUCAAUGCUGUCCCCAUCUCCCUCACCAGCAUCACGCUGUAUGAAGUUGUCCCGAAACCCGACAUUGAGAUUAAGCAACCAGUGUAG
Molecule: messenger RNA, 1953 nt
Organism: Closterium sp. NIES-65
Lineage: Eukaryota; Viridiplantae; Streptophyta; Zygnematophyceae; Desmidiales; Closteriaceae
Source: the annotation of a GenBank genome assembly